Boeremia exigua is the source of this 1638-nucleotide messenger RNA. RefSeq lists its product as uncharacterized. Gene Ontology annotation, biological process: secondary metabolic process. Gene Ontology annotation, molecular function: CoA-ligase activity. The record is from RefSeq and is a predicted model, not a curated record. The transcript is spliced from 3 exons. NCBI's taxonomy places the organism in Eukaryota, Fungi, Ascomycota, Dothideomycetes, Pleosporales, Didymellaceae. The coding region runs from base 1 to 1638 and encodes 545 amino acids.
AUGCCAAUUCAUUCGCAAUACCCUCCAAUUACGGUCUCUCCGCUAGACUUGUGGGCAUUUUUCUUCGACAAUGCGGACCGCGAAUUUCCAGACGACCACGUCGUAUACGUUGACACUGCAGCAAACAAAAGGCUUGCCUUUCGUAACAUACAAGCUACUGCUGAGCAGUUCGGACAAGGUCUAUUGGCAAACUGGGGAUGGCAAAGAGGAGACAUUCUCGCUUUGAUCACACCUAAUUCUGUCAACGUCGCCUCUGUCACGUGUGGUGCACUGUAUGCAGGAGGCGUGGUGUGUGCGUUGAACCAUCUCUCCACAGCGGUCGAGCUGGCUCAAUCCUUGAAAGCAUCGAAUGCUAAAGCCCUGGUAACCAACUUUGAGUGCCUGGAGGCUGUGCGAGAAGCUGCGAACAUCGUCGGCAUGUCGAACGACAGAAUUCUGCUGAUUGAUGAGACCGACUCGAAACACGAAUUUCAGCACUUCACCAGCAUACGCAGCUCGUUCCCACGCUUGAAAAGGCCAGAGAUCAAGCCCGAAAGGGACCUGGCUUUUCUCGUGUACUCGUCAGGAACUACGGGUCUGCCAAAGGGUGUCAUGCUGACACAUGCGAAUAUCACGGCCAAUUUGUUACAGACGACGGAGACGGAGGGAAAUUUCUCGCACUGGACACGGGACAAGUCUCUUGGGUUUCUACCCAUGUAUCACAUAUAUGGAAUGGCGGUCUUGGUUCUAUCGCCGUUGUACCGAGGCGUCACAACAUUUAUCAUGCAGCGCUUCGAUCUCAACAAUUUCUGCAGGAUCGUCCAAGACGAUGGAAUUACAAUAGCGUACAUAGUUCCGCCAGUUGCGCUCGCCCUUGCCAAGAGUCCUCUCGUCGAUAAUUACAAUCUCGAGUCCCUGCGAAUGCUAAACUCGGCUGCAGCUCCCGCGCCCAAGGAGGUGAUUGAGGGCAUCUAUCGCCGCCUUGGAGUUCCUACCAAACAGGCGUACGGAUUGACAGAAGCAUCGCCCGCCGUUGCUUCACAAGCGGCAGAGGAGUGGAACAAGCCAAUCGGAAGCAGUGGCCGCCUCACGGCUAGCAUGUCUAUGAAAGUUAUACAAGAUGGCCAAGAGAUGGGCCGCGGUAAGACUGGAGAGAUUUGGCUUCGUGGACCAAACAUUUUCAAAGGAUACUACAACAAUCCUACAGCAACAUCCGAUGCUAUUGAUGCUGGGGGCUGGUAUCGUACCGGAGAUAUUGGACACGUCGAUGAGAACGACAACAUAUUCAUCACUGACCGACUAAAGGAGCUCAUCAAGUACAACGGAUUUCAGGUUCCGCCGGCGCAGCUUGAGGCUCUGUUGCUGAAACACCCAGCAGUUGCGGACGUGGCGGUGAUUGGAAUAUACGCCGCAGCAAGAGCCACAGAAUUGCCGCGAGCAUACAUUGUGUUGGCCGGUGGACUGGAAGGUGACGAGAAAAUGGAACAGGAUCUCCACGAAUGGUUCAAUAAACAGGUGGUGCCACACAAAAGGCUGCGUGGGGGGAUCAGAUUCGUAAUGACAAUUCCGAAGAGCAACACCGGCAAGAUUCUUCGGCGGGUACUUAUGGAAGAAGCAAAGAAGGAACAGGAGGGCACACCCGUGAAAGCUCUUUUGUAA